AUGUCUUCUGGAAAGAGCCCAGCAUCAACUCCGCCCGAAGCCGGCGUAAGUAAUGCCGGCGUCACCACAUCUCCUGGCCCUCAGGGCGGCCAGCAGCAGACCGUUACCGGGAGUCAUGCGCUCGCAUCCAGGGAUCCCCACGCCCAACCACUCGAUCUUAUGAGGCGGAACCAGCGAUCCGAAACUGCUGUGAACACCGCACCUAGCACUCGGGCCCAGCAGCCCGACCGUUCCCGCAGCAGGGCUAAGCGUCGCUUCAGCGGGAGCACGGGAAACAGCAGCCACAGUCCGGGUAGUGAUCGGGGCCACGGUCAUCGUGAAGAAGCAAAACCUGCUCCCUGGGGUGUCAUUGGAAUCUGUGCCCUUGAUGUCAAGGCGCGGAGUAAGCCCAGUAGGAAUAUCCUCAAUCGGGUUAUCGCUAACCGCGAAUUCGAUGUUGUCGUCUUUGGCGACAAAGCGAUUGCCUACGUCAAGGCUCGGCGACCCUUCUGUGUCAACGACAUCCCGCUCCAGCAGCUCCUGUGGGAUAGACGACUUUGCCUACAACUCCUCGACAAGACCAAUGUCCGGACCCCCAAGCGCCUCGAGGUGACCCGCGAUGGUGGCCCUUCUCUCAUGACUCCAGAAAUGGUCCAGCACGUCCGGGAAGUAUCCGGCGUGGAAAUGGAACCAUACGACCCUGAUACCCAUAAACCGCCUCAAGUAGUUGAGCUGCUUGACGACGGUGACACCCUGAACGUGGAUGGCGCUCUUCUGAAGAAGCCCUUUGUCGAGAAACCUACCAGCGGCGAAGACCACAACAUCAUCAUCUACUUUCCCAGGUCUGCCGGCGGCGGGGCUCGGAAGCUGUUCAGGAAGAUUGGUAACAAGAGCUCCGACUAUGUUCCAGACCUUACCGUCCCAAGGGCCAUUACCGAGCCCGGUAGUAGCUACAUAUACGAAAGCUUUAUGCAAGUGGACAAUGCCGAGGACAUCAAGGCCUACACUGUCGGGCCGACAUACUGCCACGCCGAGACACGCAAGUCCCCCGUUGUCGACGGUGUCGUCAGGAGGAAUCAGCACGGAAAAGAGUUACGAUAUGUCACGCCUCUGACCCCCGAGGAGAGAGAGACGGCCAGCAAAAUCUCGACAUCCUUCGGUCAGCGCGUCUGUGGGUUUGAUCUCUUGCGGGCAGGUGGAAAGAGCUACGUCAUUGAUGUCAAUGGCUGGAGUUUCGUCAAGGAUAAUAAUGACUACUACGAUCACUGCGCCAAAAUCCUCAAGGACCUCUUCGUUAAGGAGAGACUUCGUCGCGGGGGCGUCCAGCCCUCUGCGCCAUCCCCUGCCAUGUCGGCGUCUGAGUCGGAUCCGUUCGGAAGGGCAUCUUACCACGCCAGGGACCGGGAUUCCUCGUCUGGGUCUGCACACCCGAUUCCCAAGUCGUCGUCGCAGACGGCCAUGCAUAUAUCGGAAUCAGGGAGCGUAGAAACAUCUUCUAUCAUGACAAGCAGCAACACGUCCCCCAAGAUGGAGUCCAUGGCCCAUGGCGGCGUGCCGUGCAGUGCACCGGCCCCUUCCCAGCAGCUUCCCCCUCCCCCUCCGGAUCUGAUGCUUCCCAGCGCCAUCUCCGGUCCGUCAUCGGCGAUGCCCUCGAUAAGUGGGACCCCAGGUGCAACACCUGGUUCCCAGUCGGGCGACAAGGAGGAGCAGCAGCAGCCCCCUCUGCCCAAACAUUCGUGGAAGCUCAAGGGCAUGGUGUCGGUCAUCCGACACGCCGACCGAACUCCCAAACAGAAGUUCAAGUUUACUUUCCACACCGAGCCCUUCAUUGCUCUGCUCAAAGGCCACCAGGAAGAAGUUCUCCUCAUCGGAGAGGCCGCCCUCGCUAGUGUCAUCCAGGCCGUCGAUGCUGCCUAUCUACAGGGAGUCGAGGACAUGGGCAAGCUCCAAGCUCUCCGCAACGUCCUCGUGAAGAAGGGCAGCUGGCCCGGGACCAAGGUUCAGAUCAAGCCCAUGUUCCGAAGAAAGAAGACGGAAGUGAUGGCUACCGAGGAAAUGCCGGAUCUCAAGGAGGACGUCCAGAGCCCUACACCCGGGCAGUUGGGCCAGAUCAGCAGGCUUUUUGAGGGCCUGCCUAAGACGACGCCGAAGAGACAGGACUCCCUCUCCGGAGUUACCAUGUCCAAAUUUACGGCGGCUGAGGAGCAGCUCAUCCUGGAUAAGCUGCAGCUGAUCGUCAAGUGGGGAGGCGAGCCGACGCACUCGGCACGGUACCAGUCGCAGGAGCUCGGCGAGAGCAUGAGGACCGACCUAGCCCUGCUGAACAGGGACAUACUCGACGAGGUACACGUCUUCAGCAGCUCCGAGAGGCGGGUAACGACGAGUGCUCAGCUCUGGGCAGCGUCGUUCCUGGGGAAGAAGGACCUCCCCGAGGACUUCAUCACCAUCCGCAAGGACCUCUUGGACGACUCGAACGCGGCGAAGGAUGAGACGGACAAGGUCAAGAAGAAGCUCAAGGGGCUUCUGCGAGAGGGGAAUGAGCGUCCCGAGCAGUUCGCCUGGCCGGCCAAUAUGCCCGAGCCCUCCGAGGUUCAGACGCGCGUCGUGCAGCUCAUGAACUUUCUCAGACACGCCAUGCACCACAACUACGGGAAGCUGUACAGCGGUGCUGCGUCGUCGCUGAGCAACCUCAGCAACGCAAGCUCGGACAGAUUGUCGGGCGGGGACGGGUCCGUCUCCCCGGGAUCCCUGUCCGCGGCCAACGCCGUGAACAACAUCCAGCCGCGCUGGUGCUCGGGCGAGGAUGCCGAGCUCUUCAGGGAGCGAUGGGAGAAGCUCUUUACCGAGUUCUGCGACGGCGACAAGGUGGACCCGAGCAAGAUAUCCGAGCUCUACGACACGAUGAAGUUUGAUGCACUGCACAAUCGCCAGUUUCUCGAAUGGGUCUUUACGCCACCAAAGCACAUGAUGGAGGAGUACAGCGGCAAAGAGAGCAGGCGCGGCAAUUCGGAGGACGGAAAGGCGGCGACCGACGAUGGCAGGCACAGCCAAGGCUCGCCGGCCCACCACCACCAUCACCACCACCACUCCCAUCAGCAUGAAGAGCCGGAGAAGGGCGAGCCGGCACAGCUCGGGAGGUCGGGUACUGUCAAGAAGCUCUUCAGGAGGAGGUCGUUCCGAAGCGGCCUGCGGAACCUGGACGGCGAGGCAGUUUCGGAACAGUACUUUAGGCUGUACAAGGGCGCCGAGACGUCCGGGGCCAAGCCGGACCCGAACCAUGAGCCGCUCGAGGAGCUGUACAAGCUGGCCAAGGUUCUGUUCGACUUCAUCUGCCCCCAGGAGUACGGCAUCUCGGACAGCGAGAAGCUUGAGAUUGGGCUGUUGACGUCGCUCCCGCUCCUCAAGGAGAUCGUGCAGGACCUCGAGGAGAUGCAGGCGUCCAAUGAUGCCAAGUCGUUCUUCUACUUCACCAAGGAGUCGCACAUCUACACGCUGCUCAACUGCAUCAUCGAGGGUGGCGUCGAGACCAAGAUCAAGCGAAGCACGAUUCCCGAGCUGGACUACCUGUCGCAGAUCUGCUUUGAGCUGUACGAGUCGGAGGUGAAGCAGCCGGCGGCCGGACCGGACGACGAGCCCAAGCACGCCUACAGCAUCCGGAUCGCCAUCAGCCCGGGAUGCCACGUCUUUGACCCGCUACACGUCCAGCUCGAUAGUCGACAUGCCAUAGGGUGUGCCCAGAGACGAAGCCUGACGCCGCACGGCGACUGGCUCGAGGUCAUCAAGACUCUUCGAGCCAAGUUUACCCAGUGA
Molecule: messenger RNA, 3789 nt
Organism: Geosmithia morbida
Lineage: Eukaryota; Fungi; Ascomycota; Sordariomycetes; Hypocreales; Bionectriaceae
Product: Glutathione synthase/RimK-type ligase, ATP-grasp superfamily
Exons: 3
Coding region: 1-3789 (1262 amino acids)
Biological process (GO): inositol metabolic process; inositol phosphate biosynthetic process
Cellular component (GO): cytosol
Molecular function (GO): 5-diphosphoinositol pentakisphosphate 1-kinase activity; inositol hexakisphosphate kinase activity; diphosphoinositol pentakisphosphate kinase activity
Source: RefSeq, a predicted model, not a curated record